AUGGAAACUCAGCUCUUGUCAGAGUGGGACUCCAGCCUCUUUAGCUGUUGUGAUGACUGCAGUUCUUGUUGCUAUGGUUUCUGGUGCUGCCCUUGCCUUGCCUGCACUGUUGCAGGAAAAUUUGGGGAGAACCGUUGUCUUCCAUUGUGUGACAUACUCGGGCCUUCCAUAACUGCAGCCUGUGGGCUACCUCUGUGUGUGCCACCUGCAGGCUUGGGUCUAAGGGUUGCCAUUCGACACAAAUACGGUAUUAAGGGUUCUAUCUGUAACGACAUUACGUCCUCCUGCUUCUGCGUGUGGUGCUCCUGGUGUCAGAUGCAUCGUGAAUUAAAAUUUCGCAAGAAAAGCACUGUUGUUGUUGUCAACAUGCAGCCAGCUCCAGUGAUUAUCGCUCCUGGAAACUUGUGA
Scomber japonicus (chub mackerel) is the source of this 408-nucleotide messenger RNA. RefSeq names its product cornifelin homolog B-like. The transcript has 3 exons. Bases 1 to 408 code for a protein of 135 amino acids. Lineage: Eukaryota; Metazoa; Chordata; Actinopteri; Scombriformes; Scombridae. The record is from RefSeq and is a predicted model, not a curated record.